CCUCACCGCCAUAGCCAGAGAAGGUUGUCAUUGACAAGCUAGACUAACUGCGAGGCGCCACUGCUUCACUGCUUGUUCUUCGUCACCACCUUCGCGCCCAGCAUGGACGCCAUUAGCAAAGAGGUGGAGCGAGUUGCGGCAAAGGUACCUACGCUAUAUGCCAGCGGUUCGAGCUCCUCCUCAUCCUCUGCGUCCUCGUCCGCAAAGAAGUCUUCAAAAGCAAAAGCAGCAUCACCGUCUGGUAGUUCGUCAACAGCAGCAGUCUCAGAAUCACUCGAUUCACUCCUCUCUUCGCUCGAGACCAUGCGAUCAACCAUCGCCUCAGAUCAGUCCCCUCCAUCCGCUCCAGUCGUCGCGGCCGAGACCAAAGCACUUAUCGCCAAGUCGCAAAAGGCAAUUGCCGAUCGACAGAAGGAUGUGUACAAUGCGCUGUCCAAGCUAGGUAAGGCAUACGACAAGAAGUUCCCUACACCAGUAGAUGGUAUCGCGGACCCAGCGCUGUUCAUGGGGGCUCAGGCGCAAGAGGCCCUCGAAGCUGUAGUACUUGAUCAUAUGCUCAGGAUGGGCGAGUGGCAGGCAGCGGGAGAGUUGGCAAAGGAAUCCUCACAAUCCCUUCCCCCUUCAGACGUGUACCGACAACUCGACUCCAUCUCCCAAGCAAUAGAGGCUGGCAACCUCCAACCUGCCAUCGCAUGGGCAGAGUCCAACCGUGCUUUCCUCUCACGGCGUUCCUCGACAUUCGAAUUCGCUCUGCAUCGCUCGCAGUUCAUUCGCCUUGCCACCGGCCAGGCCUCGCCCAGCACGGCACCGGCAUCAGCAGGCAAUGGCACAGCUAUGGCAUUGGAUCCGGAUGGCGAAAACGUUCCCUCGUCCUCGUCAGGCUAUGCGACACCUUCGUCGAUGAGUCCAGUCGAGGGGGCGAUCCAAUACGGCAGAACGCAUAUGCGCUCUCACGUGGGGGAUCACCUCGCAGAGAUUCAGGCCCUCUUCUCCUUUGCGCUCUUCCUGCCGUACAUCUUUCGCGAUGAUCCUGACGCGGAUGCUGCCUCGCACAUUACCCACCUUGCCCACCUGCGCGAUCUCGUCCCGCCCAACUACCACCACUUCCUCGACCCCAUUCAAGUGCACGCGCCUUAUCUCGUCCCGCUGUUCCAGGUCGACUUCUGCGCUAUCAACAAGCUGGCUAGAGAAGCGCCCCUCAAGACGGCGGUGGAAGUGGGCACAGGUGGAGCCCUCAUGAAGAUCAUGAAAGUUCGACAGGUCAUGAAGCAGAGAGGCAAUGAGUGGAGUCAAGCAAAUGAGCUGCCGGUACGUCCCAACUCAUCGCGCCUUGCUACUCUUCUGUUCCCCGCAAAAGGCUGACAUCUCAACCUCUCCGCUCAACCGCAGAUCGACAUCCCUCUCCCCUCCCAUCUGCGCUUCCACUCAACCUUCACCUGCCCCGUCUCCAAGGAGCAAGCAACAGAAGAGAACCCACCGAUGAUGAUGUCCUGUGGCCACGUCGUGUGCGCAGAGUCGCUUGCGCGC
Molecule: messenger RNA, 1527 nt
Organism: Jaminaea rosea
Lineage: Eukaryota; Fungi; Basidiomycota; Exobasidiomycetes; Microstromatales
Exons: 3
Coding region: 103-1362 (419 amino acids)
Biological process (GO): proteasome-mediated ubiquitin-dependent protein catabolic process
Cellular component (GO): GID complex; cytoplasm; nucleus
Molecular function (GO): ubiquitin-protein transferase activity
Source: RefSeq, a predicted model, not a curated record